Varanus komodoensis (Komodo dragon) is the source of this 2633-nucleotide messenger RNA. RefSeq names its product tripartite motif containing 35 (gene TRIM35). The transcript is spliced from 6 exons. Gene Ontology annotation, molecular function: protein binding; zinc ion binding. Gene Ontology annotation, biological process: innate immune response; positive regulation of apoptotic process. The record is from RefSeq and is a predicted model, not a curated record. The coding region runs from base 7 to 1488 and encodes 493 amino acids. Lineage: Eukaryota; Metazoa; Chordata; Lepidosauria; Squamata; Varanidae.
AGAGCCAUGGCCAAGGCGGGCGGCCCGGCGCCCGGCCCGUCGCUGCCCGCGGCCACGGUGCGCGAGGAGCUGCUGUGCCCCAUCUGCUACGAGCCCUUCCGCGACGCCGUCACGCUGCGCUGCGGCCACAACUUCUGCCGCGGCUGCGUGAGCCGCUCGUGGGAGGACGCGGCGCGCCACGCCUGCCCCGUGUGCAAGGCGGCCUGCGCGCCCGAGGACCUGCGCACCAACCACACGCUGGCCAACCUCGUGGAGAUGUGCCUGCGGCAGGAGCAGCAGCCGCGCCCGGCGGAGGCGGGGGCCGCCGCCUGCCCCCUGCACGGCGAGGAGGUCAAGCUCUUCUGCCUGGAGGACAAGGAGCUGGUCUGCUUCGCGUGCCAGAGCGCCCGGCCGCACGCGGGCCACCGGCUGAAGCCCGUGGCCGAGAUGGCCGAGAACUACCGGGCCAAGUGCAAGGACAUGGAGAACUCCCUGCGGGACAAGAUGAAAGAAUUUGGAAGAAUGCAGUCCGAUUACAGACUCAUUGCGAACCACAACAAGGCAGAAAGUGCCAGGCUGGAGAAGGAGAUUAAGAAACAGUUUGAACAACUCCACGAGUUUCUCCAGAAUGAGGAGAGGAACAUGCUGGAGGAGCUGCAGCAGGAGACACAGAACAAGCAGGAGCUGAUUGAAGGCAAAAUUAAAAAGCUGUCUGAAGAAAACGACGUCCUCUUGCAAGAAGUUGGCCAGCUGCAGGCAGACCUGAAAGACAACGACACCUCCUUCCUCAAGAAACACAAAAACCGGAAGCGCAGAAUUGCCUGGACAAUAGGACAGCCGGAAGCGAUUCCGCCAGGGACUCUAGUGGAAGUCACCAAGUACUUGGAUUCUUUGCAGUAUAAUGUGUGGAAGAAGAUGCUGAAUAUCAUCAAAGUAGUCCCGUUCAGCUUUGAUCCCAACACCUCCGCAAGCUGGCUGGAAGUUUCGGACGACCUCACGAGCAUUGUCACCUGUAACUACAAGCUGAUGGUGGAAGUUCCGGAGCGCUUCUCGACUGGCAUGCCUUGCGUCCUGGCCUCUAAAAGUUACUCUGAAGGGUCUCACACCUGGGAGGUGAAUAUCGGUGGCGCUGAGCAUUGGUACAUCGGCGUGGCCAAGAAGUCCUGCGGCUACUACUGGAGCUUUGGCUGCGACUCCCGUCUGGGGUUUGGAUACAUGUACCGCAUGCAGGGCACAAAGAACAAGAAAAGCCAGUCCUCCCAGUCCAUCGUGUCGGAGGGCGGGCGAAGGAAGAGCCUCAAGAGAGUGAGGGUGGAACUGGACUGCGAUGAAGGCGAGCUGUCGUUCUAUGAUGCUGAGCGGAAGAGCCACAUCUACACCUUCCACGACAAGUUUGGGGAAGUCUUUCCGUAUUUCUGCAUCUGCAACGCCGACGCUGCUAACUCCUCAGCUGAGCCGUUCAGACUCUGCCCUCUCCAGGUCCUGAUCAAGACAGAUUACCCAAACUGAGCAAACCUUGGUGCUUGUAUUCCUCUUAUCUGUUUAUCUCUUGUUAUGGACGCUUGCAUACACUAGCUGACACCAAGGCAGUAAAAAGAACACGCUGGUUUAGUUGAGUGAUAUUCCAUUAUUUGGAAUGUGCAGAGUUCUUGAGCAUAGAUGCACUUGCGAAGCUGGAGAAGGAGACGGUGGUGUGGGCUACGGUUUGGCACCGUGACUGUUGGUCUUGUGCAUCGCUCAGGAUUUUGUCCUGUCACCAGCGCUGUUUAAAAUCUACAAGGAACUGCUGGGGGAGAUGCUCCGGAGUGUGAAAUGCUAUCCAUACCCUGAUGCCAUGCAGCUCUGUGGUGCCUUGUUUCCAGAGUCCAAGAAAGCUGUUGAUACUCCAGAAUGCUGUCUGAGUUCAGUACUGGACUGGAUGAGGCUGAACAUGCUGAAAUUAAAUGAUGGUUGUUCGGAAGAAAGUGUGGCUCAGAGAGUGGGAUCCAGCCUGUUUGGGGAGGGGUGAAGCCCCCUUUGAGAAGAUCAGAUCACAGCUUCAGUGCGCUUCCGGAGCUUCACUCGUUUGCAUCGCAGCUCGACUCGCAGCGCACUCUGUGUGAGGCCGUGGAAGAUUGUCUGGAAGUCUCACGCCAAAAUGCUGCAGCUCAAAUACUAACUGGUGUACAGUAUUGGGAUAAUAGCACUCCCUCUACAGAAAGAUAUCCACAGGCUGUCAAUUAUUUUCUUGGUUCAGUACAAACAAUCCAUUUAAUUUUCUAAAGUUCUAAAUGGCUUAGUUCCUGGGUAUCUGAGUCUGUUUCAAAUCUGCUCUGCUACUAACUUCAGCAGGUGCGAUUCCUUUGAAGUCGCCCUCUGUUGCAGCAUCCUGCUUGUCGGCCACAUGGGGAAGGCCUUUCUCCCAAACUCUGGAAUGCAGCUCCUUUUAGAAUUACAGCUGUUCCCCAGUCUGUUUUCACAAAAGGGGUCAGGAGGAAUCUUACUUGGCCUUUUAAAUUGAUAUGAUGCUUAAAAGUUACUUUAUGCACUUUAAAGAAAAAACUUUUAUUAUGUUUGUAUUUUAUUAUUCCUUUCCUUUGAGCUUUUGUAAACUGCUUUGGUCAAUUACAGAAAAGCACUAUAUAAAUACCAUAAUAAAAAAUCUUAAAAGGCAA